CACAUUAAUUUUCCAGAUUGACCAAAUGAGCUGACAAUGAUCGGAUUGAAAGCGUCGACUCUUUGAGGCAGCAGGGGCAUUGAAAUCAAACCGAAAACCAAAAGCAGCAGUAGCAGCAGCAGCAGCAGCAGUAGCAGCAGCAGGAGGAGGAACACAACCUGAUAUACACGUAUAUAUUGUGAAUUAUUUCGUGAGUCAAAGCUGAAAACCAGAGAGAAGCCCUGAAUACCUUGUUGCAAGGAUAGCAGCUGCAAUAAUGCACAUAUCUGCUGAGGUCAGUUCGACCACCUCAAAUCAAAUACAGCAGCAACAUCAGCAGCAGCAGCAGCAACAGCAGCAACAGCAGCAACAUCAGCAGCAACAGCAACAGCAACAGCAGCAACAUCAACAGUUGCAGCAGCAACAUCAGCAAACAACAAAUACCACAACGAAGCGACGCAAUGCUGAGUCCUCAUCCAACAACAACAACAAUAACAAUACCACUAAUAACAACAAAAAUAAUAACAACAACAGCAACAAUAAUAAUAACAACAACAAUACUACAAAUAAUAAUAAUAAUAAUAAUAAUGUUAAAACAAAAGCAGUGGAUACAAGUCCCUACUUGACGCCGGAGAAUCUCAUCGAAAGAACCGUCGAUGUCCUUCUUGCCGAACAUCCUGGCGAGCUGGUCAAGACGGGAUCACCACAUGUGGUCUGCACAACAUUGCCCACGCAUUGGCGCUCGAAUAAGACCCUUCCGAUCGCCUUCAAGGUCCUGGCAUUGGGCGAGGUCAUGGAUGGGACCAUAGUCACCAUCCGGGCCGGGAAUGAUGAGAAUUUCUGCGGAGAAUUGAGGAACUGUACGGCCGUAAUGAAGAAUCAGGUGGCGAAGUUCAACGAUUUGAGAUUUGUGGGCAGAAGUGGAAGAGGCAAAAGCUUCACCCUGACCAUCGUCAUCUCAACGAAUCCCAUUCAAAUAGCCACCUACACGAAGGCCAUCAAGGUGACUGUGGACGGACCCCGGGAGCCCAGGUCAAAGGUCAGGCACCAGGGCUUCCAUCCAUUCGCCUUCGGGCCGCAGCGCUUUGGACCAGAUCCCCUGAUGGCAGGACUGCCCUUCAAGUUGCCAGGAUUCGCCCAUCACCUGGUGGGGAUGCACAGUCACCUGCAUGCCCCCGAUUGGCGCGCCCACAUGGCCUUGGGUGGCCGGCCGGCAGGAUUUCCCGCAGGACCUUUCUUCGGGCACCAUGCAGCGGCCGCGGCGGCGGCUUUCCCUACGGCCAGCGGCCUCCGUGGACUAAGUGCAGCAGAUAAUCAGCAGCAGCAACAACAGCAGCAGCAACAGCAGCAACUGGCCCACAGCACCACGAGCCCCGAAGGAUCUCCCACCACCACCACAACCACCAGCGGCCACACCCAGCUGAGCGCUUUCGUCCAGCCGCCCAUUGGAUGCUCCUCGCCGGUCCUGGCUCCUCUGACCAGUCUGCAGGACAACGAAAACGACAACAACAACAACACAAACAACAACAGCAACAUCGAUGCAGGAUUCGAGAGCGAUAGCAUUUCGGUGACAGGAUCACCGCGCAAGUCCCUGGGCUCGCCGCUGACCCACGACGAGGAGGAAACGGAUUCGAUAUCCCGCGAAGAGAACACGAAUCAUAACAAUGGGAUGGCCGGGUCCUUGGGUGAGAGCUCGCCAGGAUCGGGAGGAGCCUUCACAGCCCUCAUCCAAAGGAGCAAGAAUCCGACGGACUUGUUUGGCGGCUUUGCCGGGGCAGGGAGCGGCAACCAUUUCCCGCCCGCGCACAGCUUCAACCCCGCCCUGGCCGCCCAGCUCUUCCUGCAGAGCCCCCUGCUCCCCCAGUCCAGCCAGUGGCUGUACAGCCAGCUCUACGGCAGCUACAGUGAUCUCCCCUGGCUGAGGAACGCCGCCGCUGCCGCAGCAGCCUCCAAUCUCAACCCGAACACCACUCCCACGCCCGAGGGGGUGCCGCCCUCGAGUCAGGACCACGACGGGGUGAACCUCAUCAAGCGCUGUGUGACCUUGAUAACCCACAACCCCCCCGACGCCGAGAACGCCAACCCGAACGCCUCGCCCCCCGUCAGCUCCAGCCGGCGGUCGCCGUCGCCCGUGGAAACCAUCGAUCUGGACGACGUUAGCACCACCUCGAGGUCGGCCAGUGGGGCGUCCAGCGGCGAGGCUGGCGGCGGCGCCAGUGGAGGACUAGCAGGCGGCGUGGGUGGAGCAGCGGCAGCAGCAGCAGUGUCCGGAGGAGGACCCAUCCGGAACAGGACUCCCAAGCCAUCGGCGGAUGUUUGGCGACCAUACUAGCGGCUGGCGGCCGCCUUGCUCGGGGCGGGGGCGGGAGUGGGAGUGGGAGUAGGGGCGUGGCCUGACCCAGGGCUUGGGUGUGGGAGUGGGAGUGGCUAUACCACACCCCAAGAACAACAACAACAACAGCAUUAGCAGCAGUAGGUGUUGGGAAUAAAUAGUCGCCAUAUCGCAGCUGGCCAAGAUUGCUUCACAAGUGGGUGUGUAUUUUGUUUUGAUUUUAUUAUUUUUUUAUCACGAUUAACCAAAAUAAAAAUAGCUAGCUUUUAACUAGCUAACUCUGUAAUAACUAACUCGGAAUACUAACUCUAGUUAGUUAUAAUUCAGCCAAUAGUCCUUUGAUUUUGAAGUGUUAUAUCUUUCGGAGCUUGGCGAUUCAAGCACUAUUAUUUCCAAAAUAGUCUAAUAAAAAUGGAUCACUUUUUUUGAAAAUUUUUGUAAGGGGUAACAUCAUGAAAAUUAACGAAAAUUGGAUCAAAAUUUGUGUUGCUAGAUUUUAAUGCCGAAAGAUAGUGAUUGAAGAGCCAAUCACAGAAAGAUAUGACAUUGAUGGAUCGGACAAAUAUUAGCCGAGCUAUGCUUUUUAAAAAAUGGCAUUUUAUCAAAAAUUUUCAAAAUCUUUCAAAAACUGAAAAAUUUAAAAUUUUUGUAAGCCUUUAGGCCAAUAUUUUAGAUAAUUCUUAACCGAUUUUGAAAUGAAAUACCAUAAAUGAAUCGAGAUAAAAAUCCCAUGAAAUCUGCUCAAAAGAAAAUUCAACGUAAAAAGUGUGACCAUUUUUUCUUUCUUUUGAGAUUUGAAAAAAAAUGUGGCUUCACUUCUUUUGGGAUAAUAAGCUUCUCUUUUAAAAACCAACCAAAGAAAAGUUUUAGGUUUAAAUUAAUAAAAGAUGAUAUCCAACGCAAUUCCAUUAAAAACUUUCCCAAAGAAUGAGUUAAAGUUUAAAUAAAGGAAACUUAUGAUCCUUAAAUUUCUUACCGAUUAUUUUAAAUAAAAACGUGCAAUAUUUGUUAAUAAAAUAAUACUUGUUAAAAAUCCAUCAAGAUAGUACCUUUAGAAACUCCCACUCUUAAGGCCAACUUGUGAAGCAAUCUUUGGAAUAUGUAAUUUUUGUGUGUUUGUAUUUUUUUUUUUGUUUUUUUGGUAAACCCUAACGUAAGCGGCUCACAUAUCGAAUUUAAAUCAAUUAGCAAGGCCCUAAGAAUCUUAUAAGUAAAUAGUUCGAGGCAGGGGCCCCUCACACACAUAUAGAAGGAUAUAUGCAAAUCGAAGUAUAGAUAUAUAGACACCAGAUCUGUGGGGCAUCUGGAGGGGCAUACUUGCCCCUCCUAGGAAACCAAAAUAAAAAUCCAACAAGAAUUACAUUUAGAUGUUUAAGAAAUAAGAAAACGAAUAACUUUUUUUUUUGCAACAUAAAAUGGAAUACAACUAAUGACGAAGCAUAUUUUAAAAUUUAUUGAAAAUAAAUUUAAGAAGAAUACACCGAAAGUCAGAUGAUUUGUAUAUAAAGGUACUUUCAAGUAGUGUGAAAACCCUAAAA
This is a messenger RNA of Drosophila ananassae, 3849 nucleotides long. RefSeq lists its product as uncharacterized. The record is from RefSeq and is a predicted model, not a curated record. The transcript is spliced from 5 exons. The coding region runs from base 257 to 2311 and encodes 684 amino acids. Lineage: Eukaryota; Metazoa; Arthropoda; Insecta; Diptera; Drosophilidae. Gene Ontology annotation, molecular function: ATP binding; RNA polymerase II cis-regulatory region sequence-specific DNA binding; DNA-binding transcription factor activity, RNA polymerase II-specific. Gene Ontology annotation, biological process: regulation of DNA-templated transcription. Gene Ontology annotation, cellular component: nucleus.